GAUGACGUCAGCGCGAGCGAGGACUCGGUUUGCCACGUCGGUUUGUAUGUCGGGGGAAAAAGCGGAGCUAAAAACGAACUGUUUACUCGCGUUAACUUUGCAGCUUAACGAGUGCACCGAGCCUCGGAAGAUACUAACUAUAAGAAGAGGAAGAGUUUGUUCGAGCUCGUGGCUCCGUUUCCACCCAAAAACAGCAUCAGAUUGUUAUUAAAAACGUCACCAGGGAAACAAAUGUCGAUGUUUUACUCCGAUUGACCGAUGCGUCCUUUUCAUCCGCUCGGAAUUGAUGCUGGCCGGGCUGCACUGGGGGAGGAGGCCGUGAGGACGUUGGAGCUGGGAGCUGCUGGGAUUGCGCUGGUCGUGGUGGUGCUGGUGGCUGGCACCGUGCGAGCCGGACAUGCCCGGGGGCCGCAGGGGUCCGAGUAGACAGCAGCUGAGCCGCUCGGCGUUGCCCUCCCUGCAGACUCUGGUAGGGGGCGGCCUCAGCAACGGCACGGGCCACAGGAGCAGGAGCAGUAACUCAUCGGGUCUGUCGGCUCCCCCGCUCACAACCCUGAUUACGCCAGAGCCGGUGCGCCACUGCCGUAUCCCUGAGCUUCCUCUAGACAGCAGCUUGCUCUUUGAGUUCCUGCUCUUCCUUUACCUGCUGGUGGCACUCUUUGUGCAGUAUAUUAACAUCUACAGGACGGUGUGGUGGUAUCCUCACAUCCACCCUGCUGCUUCUACCUCGCUGAACUUUUACCUGAUCGACUAUCACCUGGCUAUCUUUAUCACCGUGAUGCUGGCUAGGAGAUUAGUGUGGACCCUCGUCUCAGAGGCCUCCCAGACGAACCCCUCUUCAUUCGUGCAGUACGUGAUGCUGAUCGUUGCUCGACUCAGUCUUCUCACUCUGUGUGGCUGGAUUCUCUGCUGGACCCUCGUCAACCUCUUUAAGACUUACUCGGUGCUUAACCUGCUCUUCUUGGGCUACCCGUUCGGUGUAUAUGUGCCGCUGUGCUGCUUCCACCAGGAGGGCCGAACUCAGCCAGCGCAGACAGACUGCUCGUUUACAGAGCACGACGCCACAGACGUCUCUCUGCAGCGCCCCAAGGACUUCCUGGCGCUCGUGCGCGAGAACCUGCGAGAGCAAUUCUUCAGCCCCACCCAUGUUCCCACCCACACGUGCCCGCCCUCUCCUGAGCUCAUACGCAGUGAGGUGGAGGAGCUCAAGGGCGACUUUAAUCGUCGCAUCAAAGAGGUGCUCUUCAAUUCGCUCUUCAGUGCCUACUACGUGGCCUUCUUACCGCUCUGCUUCGUCCAGAAAACACAGUACUACGACAUGCGCUGGUCAUGUGAGCACCUGAUCAUGGUGUGGAUCAAUGCAUUCGUUAUGCUGAUGAGUCAGCUGCUUCCUCCCAGCUACUGCGACCUGCUGCAUCGCUCGGCCGCACAUCUGGGCCGCUGGCAGCGACUCGAGCACGGCUCCUACAGCAACGCGCCACAACACACGUGGUCAGAGAACACAAUCUGGCCCCAGGGUGUGUUGGUGCGACACAGUCGCUGUCUGUACAAGGCCGUGGGGCCGUAUAACGUGGCCCUGCCCUCUGACGUCUCACACGCCAGAUUUUACUUCCUGUUCCAUAAGCCAUUGCGGAUCCUGAACCUUCUGAUCGGGAUCGAGUCGAGUGUGGUGCUCUACCAGCUGUACUCGCUGCUGCGCUCCGAGCGCUGGAAUCACACGCUCUCUCUGGGCCUCAUUCUCUUCUGCAACUACUACGUGCUGUUCAAGCUGCUGCGGGAUCGCAUCGUGCUGGGCAAAGCCUACUCGUACCCCCUGAACAGCAACAGCCUGGGUCUCAAGUCCCAGUGAUGUGUGCUGGAGGCCGUUUAGGGAGUUUUAUCGAAAAAGACUGUGAACUCCAGCUGGUAUUUCUUUUGAUACGGUUCUAUUUUCCUGCAACGUUUCUAUCUAUUUAAGAAAAUAUUUUAUUUUGUAUACUGUUACAUGAAUGAACGCAGGGCAUUACGUUUGCAUGACGUGAUGUCGUUUCUUCCCCUAUGUAAAAGUUUUGCAAAAAAAAAAACAAACAAAAAAAAAACCCACCCAAAAACAAACAGUGGCAACAGAAGCAGACAACGAGAAGCUUUUUAGCACGUGUCCCACACGACGUCCAGAUUUCGCCAAAGAUGCGCUUAAAGAAAAAACAAACCAAAACAACCAAGCCCACGGGAAGCCAUUGAAGAGAGCAGCUCAGCUCUAGAUGAUCUGAAAUACGAUUGAAUCUUAUCUUGUGAAUGCUGUAUUAUUUCUAUUCACUGCCUUAUUGUAUUUUAUGAUUACAUGUUGAUAGCAUGAUUUUUUUUUUUUGGGUUGUUUGUUUUCCUUUUCAGAUUCCACCUUUAUUCCUGUCGCCUCAGCAUUUUGAAGCUUAAUAGAUGCCACUUUGUUUCCUGUUUAUUUAUGUUCAUCUCUGUGCCAAAUCCCAGGAUGUACGGGGGAGCCUCAGUAAUGCCUUUGCCAUUAUUUUCUACACGGUUUAUGGCUCCGGCUGCAUAGAUGCUGGAUGAGGGCCAUAGACUGUCAGACUUUCAGUAUUUGACACAAUGCAGCAUUAUUUCAGAACACCAUGGCAUCCAGAAUAAAACAAGAAAACUUCUCCCAUUG
Tachysurus fulvidraco (yellow catfish) is the source of this 2644-nucleotide messenger RNA. It is a transcript of the gene tmem39a, whose product is annotated as transmembrane protein 39A. The record is from RefSeq and is a predicted model, not a curated record. NCBI's taxonomy places the organism in Eukaryota, Metazoa, Chordata, Actinopteri, Siluriformes, Bagridae. The transcript is spliced from 9 exons. Bases 398 to 1849 code for a protein of 483 amino acids. Gene Ontology annotation, biological process: negative regulation of autophagosome maturation; negative regulation of autophagosome assembly. Gene Ontology annotation, cellular component: endoplasmic reticulum membrane.